UUAUCCUGCGUGGCGGGAGCUGACGCAGCCAUAUUUGUUAUGGGAAAGGGACCAGAGUAAACCAGAGAACUUUUCUUUUCUUUAGCCCAUCAAUGCUUGCCACCCGGAGUAAGCCCUGAAUUAUGGCGGCCUCUGCUUUGACGCCGCAUGGAACUGCCUUUCCAGAAGAGGGGCGAUGCGGUUAUUUUGUGGAAAAGAAGAAGCGGUUCUGCAGGAUGGUGGUGGCAGCCGGAAAAAGGUUCUGUGGUGAACACGCUGGAGCCUCGGAGGAAGAAAAUGCUCGGAAAAGAAUUCUGUGUCCUUUAGAUCCAAAACACACAGUAUAUGAAGAUCAACUAGCAAAGCAUUUGAAAAAGUGUAACUCAAGAGAGAAGCCGAAACCUGACUUCUUUAUUCAAGAUAUUAAUGCAGGCUUAAAAGACGAAACUGAAAUACCGGAUCAGUUAGUUCCAAUUUCGUCUCUCUCUGAAGAGCAGCUGGAAAACUUAAUUAAGAAAUUGAGAAAAGCAAGUGAAGGUUUGAACUGCACACUUAAAGAUCAAAUUAUGUCCCAUCCAGCAUUGCAUGAUGCCCUUAAUGACCCUAAAAAUGGUGAUUCUGCAGCCAAACAUCUGAAACAGCAGGCUUCUAUUUUAGGUAACAUUGAAAAUUUAAAGUUACUUGGUCCAAGAAGAUGCUUUGUUGAAUUUGGAGCAGGAAAGGGAAAAUUAUCUCAUUGGGUUGAUAUUGCCUUAAAAGAUGCUGAAAAAGUUCACUUCAUCCUAGUAGAAAAGGUGACCACAAGAUUCAAGGUAGAUGGCAAACACAGAAAGAAAAAUUCAGUGUUUGAAAGACUUCAAAUUGAUAUUCAACACUUGUGUUUGAACAAGAUUCCUUUGCUGAGCAAAGAAAAACUACCUGUGGUAGGAAUUGGAAAGCAUCUGUGUGGUGUGGCAACAGAUCUUGCAUUACGAUGUUUGGUUGAAACCUAUGCUGCCAGUUGUGAGGAAAGGAAUGAAGAACCUUUAGCCAAACGCAUAAAGAAUGAUAAAACAGAAAAAGAAAUUAACACUUUGGCCAAGGAAGGAAAUGAAAAAAAUACCCCAGAGAAGUGGACCCCUGUGGCUGGCAUUGCUAUUGCACUCUGUUGUCACCACAGGUGUGAUUGGAGACAUUAUGUGGGCAAAGAAUAUUUCAGGGCUCUGGGCCUUGGAGCAGUGGAUUUCCACUAUUUCCAGCGAAUGAGUAGUUGGGCGACUUGUGGGAUGCGAAAAACGUCUUUGGCAGCUUCAAAUAUUUCCACAAAAAGAAGAGAUAAACAGAAUGAUGGCAGUGAAGAGCAUGAUGACGGAGGAUACACAAUCACUGAUGACAGCCCUGAGAGUUUGCCUGGGUUUCUUACUGUUGAAGAAAAGAAGAAAAUAGGGCAUCUUUGUAAAUUGCUGAUUGACCAAGGCCGAAUCAAGUAUUUACAGCAGAAAGGCUUCAGUCCUGCUUUACAGUACUACAUAGACCCUCUGGUGUCUUUAGAAAAUGUAUUGUUAACUGCUUUACCAAAUCAUUCUUCAUCACCAGAAACAAGUGCUUAAUAAGAAAGAAAUUUUGAACAACAUCUGUCUUCCACCAAAAAAAAAAUUUUUUAAUUGUAUUUUUAUAUUCAUGGAAAUAGCAUUUAAAUAGCAGAUAAUAUGAACUUUAAAAAUGUUGUGGCCUCAUUGAACUUAGUUAAUGGCUUUGUUUUUUACUUUAGAAAUCCAAACAUAAGAGAAUUCACCAAAUUCCCAAAGCAAUCCUCUUUAGCAGGGCAUCUUGAAUUAUAUUAUCCAUCAGCGUCUAUGGAGUUUGGGGAAGUAGUCUAGCAGUUGACUUGGUUACCUGAAACACAUAACAUGCCAACAUGAAACUAGUACAUUCACUUUCUAUUUGCAUUAAUUUUAGAAACUUAUUUUCCUUUGGUUUUAUUUAAUACUUUUUAUUUUUCAAGUUCAAGAUAUAAUGAUCAAUUAUCAGUUUAUAACAAGGACCAAUCUGAUAAUUUGGCUUAUGUAUGGAUUUUUUGUCGAGGCAGAUCUGGAAAGAAUAAUUAAUUGUGAUUAUUUGUUUCUAUUGCAAAUAAAUACAGAAGUGUUCUCAGUCAAUUAAUGAAUUUAUCUUCAGAUUUCAAAAGCCAUACCUGUAUUUAUAUAUUAUCAAAAUUCAUGACAGACACUAAAACUAAAGAGGUGUUUUCAAGGAAAAGAACUAUUUCACUUCAUUUUUUUAAUUGGAUAAUUACCUAGUUAAAACUUCUAAAAGGACACUUAUAAGCCUAAUUCACAAAUUAAAUUGAAAUUUGUAAAUAACUUCUGAAGUUAAUUAGGCAUCAGUAUCUUUUAAUGGGUCAUUUUUACAUAUAUAAGGACAGUUACAAGUAUAUUCUCUACUGUUUCGGAAGAUAAUUUGGAAUAAAGUGGAAAUUAGAUAGUGAUACCAAAAACCUCACUUUUGGGCCUCAGCUCAUAAGCAGUUUCUAUGCACAAGUAAACAUUAAACCAAACAUAUGGUAGGACUGUUAGUCUUUUCCUCAUCGCAUCCUUGGUUUAUUUCUGCUUUAUUUGUAAAAAUUGUCUUAAUCAUCGUACAUUUGCCAAGAUAAAGAUCCAGAAAUACUAAUUUAGAUACAAUAAUGAUACUCUUAAAUAGCUAGUAUUUGUAGGUCUAUGAGUAUGUUAAUUAUAAACUAGAAGUCUAGCACAUUUUUACUUUCUGACCUUUCUACAUAUAUCUCAUGAGACUGCCUAGGUUCAAAUCCCUACUACCUGAUCUCUUUGUGCCUCAGUUCCCCUCUUGAAAUGGGGAUGUUGAAGAUAAUAAUACCUCACAGGGUUGUCAUAUGAGCAUUAAGUGAGAUAACUAACAUACUAAAAUGCUUAGAAGAGUUCUAAGUACAGAGUAAGUACUUAAUAAAUAUUAAGUUUUUAAUAGUACUAAUUCAUAAAAAUAUUUUUAAUGACAGGUUUUAUUCUCUCUGUUUAAGUUGUAACCUUUUUUCUUUUGUAAGUUCUAUGUCAAAUAUUAUUAAAAUAAAGUAGUUGGAUUAUUUUUUAAAUUAGCUACUCAUGCCUGCAAAUUGAGACCAUAAAGGAAGAUAAUAAUACAUUGUAAUAAUUAACCCCAAUUUUGCUGAGUUAGGCAAUGCUAAUUUGUGUCAUAUGGUCUGUUUUACUUCAUUCAACAAUUUAUGCCCAGAAAUAAAAAGAUAUUCUACAACAGA
Molecule: messenger RNA, 3232 nt
Organism: Odocoileus virginianus texanus
Lineage: Eukaryota; Metazoa; Chordata; Mammalia; Artiodactyla; Cervidae
Gene: TRMT13
Product: tRNA methyltransferase 13 homolog
Biological process (GO): tRNA methylation
Source: RefSeq, a predicted model, not a curated record